Messenger RNA from Acaromyces ingoldii, 487 nucleotides. RefSeq lists its product as hypothetical. NCBI's taxonomy places the organism in Eukaryota, Fungi, Basidiomycota, Exobasidiomycetes, Exobasidiales, Cryptobasidiaceae. The coding region runs from base 59 to 376 and encodes 105 amino acids. The transcript is spliced from 2 exons. The record is from RefSeq and is a predicted model, not a curated record.
CUUCCUUUCAACUCUCUGCCAUCCACGUCGACUGGAGAGUCGAAGGAGAGCACCAAAGAUGUCGUCACUAUCGACCAAGACGGUGCGAUUCAUUUCUGCCAUCUCCAUUGACCUCGCGCCCUUGAGCUCCUCGCAGGCGACCCGAUCGAUGCGCCUCCUCCUCUCCACGCUCCCAACGAAACCACCAGCAGGUGCGACUGCAUUCCCGGCCGUCUCGCUCCGGACGCUUUCAGACGAAAAGGCGCAGAAAGUCUCGGUCACGUACUCGAACAAGCAAAAGGCAGAUGUGAACCCAGAAGGGCUUUCGCUGCGGGAUCUUAUCCGCAAGAUCGAAGAACCCGCAAGAGCUUUGAGGGCGAAAGAGGAGGGCAUCUGAGCCAGUCGGGUCGUCAAUUUCGGCCAGUAGGCGCAGGCAUCAUCACAUGUGUACUUUUAUUACUCUUCAUCAGAGGAAAUCGACAUCGACUAAUUUACAGCUUGACAGCAC